Musa acuminata AAA Group (dessert banana) is the source of this 2958-nucleotide messenger RNA. Its product is annotated as ankyrin repeat-containing protein At5g02620. Gene Ontology annotation, molecular function: protein binding. The coding region runs from base 867 to 2579 and encodes 570 amino acids. Lineage: Eukaryota; Viridiplantae; Streptophyta; Magnoliopsida; Zingiberales; Musaceae. The record is from RefSeq and is a predicted model, not a curated record. Gene Ontology annotation, cellular component: plasma membrane. The transcript is spliced from 3 exons.
CUUUCCUUGCUCUCGCCGGAAUCUUAUCUGUCACUGGUUUUGCUUUGGAGUCUUGCGCCUGCAGUGUGCCCCCCCCUCCCCUUGUUUGAUGUUGAUGGCAAUAGCCGCCAUCAUUCCCACUCUCUUUCAACCUACAGGCCCGGGCCAACCAAAUUCUGGUUUGGCGAAGUGGUGGCACGAACGCUGAGGCCAACGCGCACCAUUGCUACGCGUCAAGCAAUCGUUUUGCUCGUUGAACACAAGGGUGAAUGAUCGAUGGGCAGGCGUCUCGGUGCUUCUUUAGCUGCUUUAGGUUCUGUUCUGGAAGCACGAAGGUGAAAAGGAGGAGAGUAAAGCGAAAAAGAAGGGUUCUUGGUUGUCCACUCUGAGUCUUCUUCUCAGCUACUAUGGUGAAAUUUCUGGUCGCCAGAAGGAAGUGAGCGUGAUUUUUCUGCUAGAAAUCUGAUAAAGGUUGGAUUUCUAGCUUUAUUCUGGGUGUUUUGGGUGUGGGACGGAAGAAAGGAGGUAUUUUUGCUUGGUUUGGGGCUUGUGAUGCGGGAUAAUAGGGUUUUUCCUCUUUCAUGAUUGGGAGAUGUGUGUAAGCGAUUGAUCCGAGCCCUGUUUCAGGACAUCUGAUGUGAUGAUAGCUGAGGUCUGAGGUGAAUUUGUAGAUUUCUGGUAACCGAAGUUUGAGCUGAGUGAUUGGUGAGAUUUCUUCUUGUUCUGACAUCUGAUUUGGAUUCUUGAGAGGAAAGAAGAAUCAUUUGCCAAGCUAGAUUUUGUGGCCACAGUUUUUCGUCUGUGAUGUUCUUGGUUGUGAGAUAGAAGAAGGGGGGUGGGGCGGAGCAAGGAAAACUCUUUUCUGCAGAAUCCUUUUGGCUUUGGAGAUGGAGAAGCAGUCGAGCCUUCGAAUUGGAGCCUUGGAGAAAUUGCAGAGCUUUCGGCUCGGGGUGAUGGAGAAACAGAAGAGCUUUCGGAUGGACAAACAAAGGAGUUUUCGAUUGGGAGAUAGACAGCAAAGUUUCAAAGAAAGAAAGAACAAGGAGAGCCCUGGCAAGCGUGGGGAUUUGGAGCUCCAUCUUGCUGCUAGGGCUGGCAAUGCAGUGCGUGUACACAAGAUACUCUCGGAGUGCAGUGAGACCCAGUUGAAAGAUUUGCUUUUCAAGCAGAAUCAGGAUGGGGAGACGGCGUUGUAUAUUGCUGCAGAAAAGGGUUAUGUGGAGGCCGUUCGGGAGAUAUUAAAAGUUUCAGACAUUCAAUCAGCUGGCAUCAAGGCCAAUAACAACUAUGAUUCAUUUCAUAUUGCCGCUAAGCAGGGCCAUCUUGAAGUGUUGAAGGAACUCUUCCAUUCUUUCCCUGCACUGGCCAUGACGACAAAUUCAUUGAAUUCAACAGCCUUGGACACUGCUGCAACUCAAGGUCAUGUUGAUGUCGUCAAUCUACUGCUAGAAACUGAUGCAAGCCUUGCUAAGAUUGCAAGGAAUAAUGGAAAGACCGUCUUACAUUCAGCAGCAAGAAUGGGUCAUGUGAACGUGGUGAAAUCUCUAUUAGAUAAGGAUCCUCGCAUUGGUUUAAGGACUGAUAAGAAGGGACAGACAGCAUUUCACAUGGCUGUGAAGGGCCAAAAUGUUGAGAUGGUGAUGGAGUUGCUGAAGCCUGAUCCAUCAAUAAUCAAUUUAGAAGAUAAUAAAGGGAAUAAACCAUUGCAUAUUGCUACAAGGAAGGGCAAUCCAAAGAUUGUACAGGCUUUGAUAUCAGUUGAAGGAAUCGACAUCAAUGCAGUGAAUAGAGCAGGUGAAACAGCCCUCAGCAUUGCGGAGAAAUGUGAAAAUGAAGAGAUUGCUGCCAUUCUAAGAGAAUUUGGUGCAGUUGUUGCAAAAGAACCAGCAAAUACAAUGACUGCUGCUAAGCAACUGAAGCAAACUGUCAGUGACAUAAAACACGAUGUUCAGUCCCAGCUCAGACAAACGCAUCAAACCGAAAUGAAGGUCCAGAAGAUCAAGAAGAGGCUCCAAAAGCUCCACCUGGGAGGUCUCAAUAACGCCAUCAAUUCCAACACUGUGGUUGCGGUUCUCAUCGCCACGGUGGCCUUUGCAGCCAUAUUCCAAUUGCCCGGCCAGUUUGUUCCGGACGCUGAAGAUGGAUUUACUCUUGGACAAGCCUAUAUCGCGAAAAAUGCAGCAUUCAUCAUCUUUUUGGUUUUCGAUUCUUUGGCUCUAUUCAUCUCAUUAGCAGUGGUGGUCGUCCAAACUUCCUUGAUAGUCGUCGAGCAGAAGGCCAAGAGGAGGAUGGUCUUUGUGAUGAACAAGUUGAUGUGGCUGGCUUGCCUCUUCAUAUCAGUGGCCUUCAUUUCCCUGACAUACAUUGUGGUAGGCCACCACGACUUGUGGCUGGCUUGGUCAACCAUGGCUAUAGGUGCCACAAUCAUGCUGACCACCUUAGGAUCAAUGUGCUACUGCAUAAUUGUUCACCGAAUAGAAGAAAAGAAUAUGAGGAACAUAAGAAAGAACUCAGGGAGCAGGUCCCGCUCGUGGUCUAUUUCAGUCGGUUCCGACUCAGAGAUACUAAAUAGUGAAUACAAGAAGAUGUAUGCCCUUUAGGAUGGAUAUGCUUUACACUUCAGUUUCUGCACUAAAAGAGCUAUUCAUAAUCCUCGGUUACAGUUCGUAUAUAUAUAUAGAUAUAUGACACGGCUUGUAUUGGCCACAUUCCACCAGAUGAAAUGAUUGAGGAGCAAUCUCGAAGGGCACUGCAACUUGUAGGACAUGAAUGAUCUACUGAAGUUGCCUUGAGCUCAAGAUGUCAAUCCUAGUGGGUAAAGGGUAUCCUCCAUAGAAUGUGAUGGGUGUUCAUCUUCUAUGUUUAAAGAUGGAAUCACACUACUAUAUAAUAUUUUUAGAGGAAUUUGCAUGGAAAUAUGUCUCAUCCAUGUACAUUUAUAUCUCAUUAGUAAAGGUCACCAGUAUAUCUUUGGAAUCA